Molecule: messenger RNA, 888 nt
Organism: Penicillium arizonense
Lineage: Eukaryota; Fungi; Ascomycota; Eurotiomycetes; Eurotiales; Aspergillaceae
Exons: 2
Coding region: 1-888 (295 amino acids)
Source: RefSeq, a predicted model, not a curated record
AUGGAGGCUGUGUCAUUGGCGCUAGCUGUUGCUGGGACGUUGGAUUUUUGUGUCAAAUAUGGUAAAGUACUCGUCAAAAUUUGUCGAGAAAUACGGACCCUCAGCAAGGACAUCGAGCAGCUGGCAUUGAUCAUCGAAGGAAUUUGGCUCAAAACAGAGGUACAGGUCACCUUAUUGGGACGACUAUGGAGCUCUGCCUCUUCGUUAUAUCCUUCGUUACAAGCGCACUAUGCAGAUGCCAUCCAAGGUUUCUAUCAGCAGAUUCAUUGGGCUCGGGAUAUACUUCAAAAGAGCAAUGAUCGCCAGCUAUCAAGCUCCAAGCCUCUGGAAAGAGCCAAAGUGCUGUACCUAGUAAAAAGCCUCAAAAAGAUCGUGGCCGAUCUGGAACAAUGGCAGCGAAGGUUUGAUCCAUCAUGGUAUUUAAUCACACUUCUAUCAGCCUCGAAUAUUGAUGAGAAACUUCACGAUGGAGGGAGCACCCCUUUCUCGACGAGACUCAUCCAGAUCAGAAACGCUAUUCGUGGCGUCUCCGAACAGAGAAAUGACUCUACGGACUCGAUUUUCAAGUCGGAAGACUCUACGGGGAUGGACCGCGAUAAAAUAUCGGGCACGAAUACUUAUACCGCACGAUACAAUGGACGUCGGGUCCUGUUGGACAGAACAAACUAUGGAAUGAACGCCAACCUCCAGACAGUCAAAAGCCAUGUCCGAGAUCUGGCGCGCAUGCUCAUGCAUGUUGACCCAGGCUCCUUUGGUCUUCUCAAAUGCGUCGGCGCAGUUGAGGUCCAUCAUGAUUCUGCACAAACCUCCCCAACCACACAAUUUGAAUACAUUUUGGACAUACUGGACAAGCUCAAAUAUCCCAGACAUUGCGAAGCCUUCUGUUGA